GUGAAUGUAAACGGCCGUUCAUUAGCGAAUCGACCUGCAUCAUCAUCAUCAUCACCAUUACCAGAUCAUCUUUUCUCCAAUAUCCGGAACCCAAUUUUAAAAUAAGCACCUUACAUUUACAGCGACAGAGUCAAGAGACAUGUGAAUAGCCUUGUUCUGAAAAUACUGCCCGUGCAAAGGGGAGAGAAAGAGGGGAGCUAGCUUAAUGUGGUAGGUUAACGGUCGCUGCUCGUCUCCUCUCCUCCCGCUCAUCUCAGCUCUGUUUUCCGCUAUGGCCGGCUCUCUACUCCCGCUGUUCGCCGUCCUUCUGUCAGCCUGGCCGGUUGUCGGAGACCCGGAGGGACCUGCUCCUGUCGACGGAGCUCCGCCUUCUAAAAUAGCUGUGAUUGGGGCGGGGAUAGGGGGCAGCGCCACGGCCCACUUCCUACGGCAGCACUUUGGCCCCGAGUUACAGGUGGACGUGUUUGAAAAGGGUGAGGUCGGGGGUCGUCUCGCCACCGUAACGGUCAAUCACAAUGACUACGAGUCUGGAGGUUCCAUCAUUCACUCCCUCAACCUCCACAUGCAGGAAUUUGUCAAACAGCUCGGUUUGAAGUAUCGCCGCAGCAUGGCAGGAAAGACAGCAGUGUUUAACGGCAAGGAGGUAAUUCUAGAGGAGACAGACUGGUACCUGCUGGACUUGUUCCGACUGUGGUGGCGCUAUGGCAUCAGCUUCAUACGCCUGCAAAUGUGGGUGGAGGAAAUUAUGGAGAAAUUCAUGAGGAUAUACAAGUACCAGGCCCACGGUUAUGCCUUCAGCUCAGUGGAGGAGCUGCUGGACUCUCUCGGGGGGAGUGGCUUCAUCAACAUGACCCGGAGGCCGCUCUCUGAUUCACUGCUGGAGCUGGGUGUCUCACAGCGCUUCAUCGACGAGGUCAUCGCACCUGUCAUGAGAGUCAACUACGGACAGAACGUCAGCAUCCCCGCCUUCAUAGGCGCUGUGUCUUUAGCUGGCGCCCAGAACAACCAGUGGGCGGUGGAAGGAGGUAACAAGCUGGUGUGUUCUGGCCUGUUGAAGAUAGCCAACGCUAACCUGCUGCAAGCACAAGUCAACACCAUCUCCCUCGUCCAGCUAGGGGAGGCACUCCAGUACGAGCUGAGCUUCACCACAGCAGCAGGGAGGACGGGAUCAGAGCUCUAUGACAUUGUGGUGUUGGCGACGCCGCUUCAGGCCAAUGUCGAAUCUGGACUCCAGUUCCAAGGUUUCACUCCACCCUUUGAUCAGCUUCCUGGCAACUAUCACAGCACUGUAGCAACUGUUGUCCACGGCUACCUCAACACCUCUCUCUUUGGCUUUCCGGACCCUCGCCUGUUCCCCUUCGCCAACAUCUUGACAACUGAGACACCUGAUCUGUUCUUCAACAGCGUGGCUAGUGUUUGUCCCGUCAACAUCUCGGCGGGUUUCCGGCGUAAACAGCCACAGGAGGCUGGAGUGUAUAAAGUGUUCUCGCCACAGCUUCUGGACAAGUCUCAGCUCAAAACACUCUUCAGGUCGUAUUACUCGGUGCAGGUGACAGAGUGGCAGCCCUACUCUCAUUUUGGCAGCAGCCAGGGUUUGCCGCCUGUGGAGCUCCACCCCAAUCUCUACUACCUCAAUGGUAUUGAGUGGGCCGGCAGUGCCAUGGAGAUGAGCUCAGUGGCUGCCAAGAACAUUGCCCUGCUGGCUUACCACCGCUGGAACAGACAGACUGACAUGGUGGACCAGAGAGAUCUGAUGCACAGGAUCAAGACUGAGUUAUGACCUCGUUACCUGAAAUCCAAGACACGCGUCAGCCAAGAUACAGAUCAAAGUGUUUGCGGAGGGAGGCAGAGAGAUGGUUUCUGGGUAAUUGUAGCUUAUAGCAUCAUGAAGUAGAGGUCUUCACGGGUCCACUUGGUUCUGCUUUGUCUAAUCAGGUAACGUAGGGUCUCGUUUUACUGCCACGGGUCUCGGGUCUUUGUGUCAGUGUGUCUAGUACCUAGGUGGAUCCAAAUGGACUCGAGUGUAUGUGGUGGUAUCAGUUCAUACACACGGGGGGAGAAAACUGUGUGUUUUGAGGGAGAAUGAGAACUGUGAACUUCACUGUCAUUUCACUGGUGAACAUCAUACUGAGCUCGUCAUAUAUCUUUCAAACCCUGUUUGCUCAGAUUUGUUCUUUGAAAUGGAAAAUAAACCAAAUCAGACAAGGAUACAAAACAUAUCCAGGAUCUUUGUUCUGUGGAGGGAACUGAAGCAAGGCUUACUGUAGGAAUGUAGUAGUAUGUAAGAUGUGCAUUUUAGGGCGUCGUGGAUCGGGUCCAUAAUUUUGGACCCGUGAAGACCUCUAUGACAGAUCUGAUGUACACACAUCCUAUGUCUUAACUGCGCAUCAAAUAUAUCCCUUGCUGGCUUUUUGAGCCAGAACACGUCCUUGUUGGUUUUACAAACUAACUUGUGAGAAGUCUUCAGUGGAAAAGUGUAUUUAGGGACACAUCCAGUCAAUAUAUUACUUUUGCUAUACGCAUCUAAUCAGAAAUCAGUGAUAAAUACCUUGUUAAAUACAAACAGAAAAACAAGCUGAAAGCUGGCUUUAUCUGGCUGAUUGCUUCAUUCUCUGUGCCAGUGACAGAAGAUAUGGUAUAUGUUGCAGUAUUGCUUGGGGAUUGAUUGCUAAUUCUAAUUCUAAUACUAAUUGGUGGUUUCAUCCAAAAAUUCAGCCGCAGGCAGCUUUUCUUUGCCAAGAAAAUAGGAAACCAAGCAACCAUGGAAAACCCCAGCUGAUAUUUAUCUCGGUAGAAAGUGAAUGGACUGUAGGGAGAGAGUUUUCCUGAGUUGCUGGUGCACUGUGUAAAUAAAUAUUCCUGUGCCCAAGUCAAAAAAAUAUUUUGACACUCAUGGGUUCAAGAUUGAGAGCAUGAAUGCUUUUAAAUGGCUUCCUUUUGCCUGCGCUGUAGCAGCUGUGAGGCGUGAGACAGACCAGUCAAUGAUUUAACUUUACCUUGAGGGACAUAAAUCAGCACUCUGACAUCUAAUCAAAAACAAGUGCAGCACUGCUAUUACCAUCCACGAAUUUAAGGAUUGUUAAUGGACUUGCUGUUGGCACUAAGGAGAUCUCAUUAACAUAAUUUCAGCAGGAUUUUUGUAAAUUAAUAAAAUCAUUAUUCAGUGGCCACUGGUGCUAUGCACUGUUGGCCCUUUCAUCAGACUAUUUCAUUAACUCUCCUUCCUGCUGCUUUUGUUGCAUAAUCCAGUGGGAACAUUUUUUUCAGGGGAAUGGAGCCAACAAGCUUUCACACUGGACCGAAUAAAAGCAGAGGACAUAUCUGUGGAGCUGCUGGCGGUGAUGAUGACACUUUUUCCUUUUUUCUCCAAAGCCCUGAAGCCUCAUUGAGAGCCUGCUUUUUAGUGUAAGUAAGUGCUGUGAGCUUGGGAAAAACACAAAUGAAGAUAGAGUUGGACAUUCAGUUUCCAGAAAUGGAAAGGGUUAAAAACAAUGGCGUGAUAUGAUAAGAAACCACUGACUGUUGUUCAUCUUCAAAAGACUUUGAGAAAUGCCUUCUUUUAUUUAUUUUUAAAUUUAUACAAGUGGCUUUGGACUGAAGUGGAUUUCUGGACUUUUCACGCCACUGUUGUCAUCUGAAAACCUUGUGAUUCCAAAGGACUUCAGUUGACAGAUAAUGUGAUUGUGGCAUGUGAUGAGAAAACACUGCAACCCUUUAAUCUGAUGAAAUCAUUUCAAAACCCCAUGAUGGUGUCAGAAAUGACAGCGGUCGAGCUGAGAUGAAGGUUUUUUGUCUUUUGUUCUGAACAAUGGACUUUUCUGAAAUUCUAGGUUUUUACUUAGCAGCAGCUUCUGCAUGUAAAGCAGUAAUAUAUAUACAUGUAGCACAAGUACCUAAUAUGCUAUGAUGUAUAACAAAUACACAAUACAAAUACACACAGUCAGAAUUAUGGAACAAUCCCAAUUUAAGGUCCACUUAAUAGCUGCUCUGUAACUUUCAGAUGUAUCGCCCAGUCUUCAUCAUCAGAAGGAUUUUGCUCAGUUGUCAUGAAGAUGGACCUGUUGAUGUGAUUUCUGCCAUACCACUUUUUGGACUUCUGUGUUGGUAUAAAAGUUAAGCAUGAGUGUGACAUGGUUGAAAGCUCCUGAAAAAAUUAGUAGGUACACCUUGAGUUGGGACUAUUUCCAAGGUCAGAAUGAACUUUCAUGCUUAAUAUUGUAGAUUUUUACAUAGCGAGUAAAAGUACAGAAUGGGAAAAAAAUGAAAGACAAUUAAAACUGUCUGGCUGAACCCGCACACUUCCUUUCAAAAUAAAGGUGCAGCCUGUA
Molecule: messenger RNA, 4328 nt
Organism: Toxotes jaculatrix (banded archerfish)
Lineage: Eukaryota; Metazoa; Chordata; Actinopteri; Toxotidae
Product: prenylcysteine oxidase-like
Exons: 7
Coding region: 272-1780 (502 amino acids)
Biological process (GO): prenylcysteine catabolic process; prenylated protein catabolic process
Molecular function (GO): prenylcysteine oxidase activity
Source: RefSeq, a predicted model, not a curated record